AUGACGGCAAGAAUUCGAGUUGGUGCCGUGCAGGCAGAGCCAGUCUGGCUCGACCUGAAUGGCAGCGUCGACAAGACCAUCUCGCUUAUCGAGGGUGCAGCAGCAGACGGUGUCCAGGUCCUCGGGUUUCCAGAGGUUUGGAUACCUGGAUAUCCCUGGUCAAUGUGGACCUCCAGUGUCAUCGACAACAGCCACAUCAUCCACGAAUACAUGAACAACUCGAUGGCGCGGGACUCCGAUCAGAUGAGGCGGAUCCAGGCUGCGGUGAUGAAAGCCGGCAUGUUCGUGGUGCUCGGAUACAGCGAACGAGAUGGAGGAAGUCUGUACAUGGGCCAGUCGUUCAUUUCGCCAGAGGGCGAGAUUGUCCACCAUCGCAGGAAAAUCAAACCCACCCACAUCGAGCGAACGAUUUGGGGAGAAGGCCAGGCCGAGUCGCUGAAGUGCGUCGUGCCGUCGCCAUUUGGUAAAAUCGGCGGCCUCAACUGUUGGGAGCAUCUCCAGCCUUUGCUGCGAUAUUACGAGUACUCGCAAGGUGUUCAAAUUCACGUGGCCAGCUGGCCUGCCGAAUUCGAGAUGCCGGAUCCAAAGAAGCUUGCCUGGCUGUACCACGAGACGGGGGAAGCCAGCUAUCGUGCGAGCCAGUUCAUGGCCAUCGAAGGACAGUGUUUCGUCCUCGUCGCGUCACAGGUAUUGACGGAGGAGAACCUCGAGAAGAAUAACCUGAUAGGAAACCCGGUCACAAAGGCGCCCGGCGGCGGGUUCUCCAUGAUAUUUGGGCCGGACGGAAAGCCGCUCUGCGAACCCAUCGGUGCAGGGGAAGAGGCUAUACUGAAAGCGGAUAUCAACUUGCGGGACAUUGAUUAUCCAAAAGCGUUCAUCGACGUUGUUGGUCAUUACGCUAGACCGGAUCUGUUAAGUCUGCUAGUGAAUCCAACGACGGACAAACACGUAACUAGUAUGGACAAAUAG
Pseudomassariella vexata is the source of this 969-nucleotide messenger RNA. Its product is annotated as putative nitrilase. The transcript is spliced from 6 exons. Lineage: Eukaryota; Fungi; Ascomycota; Sordariomycetes; Amphisphaeriales; Pseudomassariaceae. Gene Ontology annotation, molecular function: catalytic activity. The coding region runs from base 1 to 969 and encodes 322 amino acids. The record is from RefSeq and is a predicted model, not a curated record.